Umbelopsis ramanniana AG is the source of this 2152-nucleotide messenger RNA. RefSeq lists its product as uncharacterized. Lineage: Eukaryota; Fungi; Mucoromycota; Umbelopsidomycetes; Umbelopsidales; Umbelopsidaceae. Gene Ontology annotation, cellular component: membrane. The record is from RefSeq and is a predicted model, not a curated record. Gene Ontology annotation, biological process: carbohydrate transport; transmembrane transport. Bases 224 to 1879 code for a protein of 551 amino acids. Gene Ontology annotation, molecular function: carbohydrate:proton symporter activity. The transcript is spliced from 11 exons.
UUUUACUUUCUCUUCCAACUUUUUUUCUCUUUGCCUUGUCAUUUUCCGCAUUGACAACCAUAUCUUCCGCCAUCAAUAACUCAAAACCAACAACAGAAAGCAGUUCUGGCACGACACUCAUGGCUAUGCCAGACAGUAGGUCGGAGCCAAACUUGCACCGCACAACCACACAGCUCAUCAAAAAUACAUUGAUACAUCGGCCAGAUAGAAAUGUCUGGAUUGUAUGCUGAAUAUUUCCAGUUUUGCGGCCAUUGGAGGAUUCUUGUUCGGUUAUGACGUUGGCGUAUUGUCAGGAUGCUUGCUCAUGGAAGACUUUCAAAAUCGCUUCAUUAACGACCAAAUCUCAAAAACAUUGCUCGUGUCUGUACUAAUGGCCGGUGCUUUCGUUGGAGCACUCUAUUCGGGUCCGCUGGCGGACUACAUCGGCCGUAAACGAUCCAUCAUCAUUGGAACAGCAGUCAAUAUUCUUGGAUCCGUCAUUCAAACAGCUGCUACAGAUACUAGUAUGAUGAUUGUCGGUCGUGUUAUCGGCGGUCUAAGCAUUGGCCAAUUGUCUAUGCUUGUCCCUCUAUAUCAAUCAGAAAUCGCUCCAAAGGAACUUCGUGGACGACUUAUCACCAUGCAACAGUUUGCCAUCACUGUGGGAAUUGCUGUUUCAUUUUGGAUCGAUUAUGGUACGAUAAAUUGGGAAGGCUCCAGUUCAUGGAGAUUUCCAAUGGGUAUCAGAUUGAUCCCAGCUUUCAUCUUGUUGUUUGGAAUGAUUUUCAUGCCCUAUAGCCCUCGCUGGCUGAUGGCAAAAGGCAGAGAUCUCGAAGCACUAAAGACCAUUGCAUUCCUCCGAGGAAACGGUAGUCUUUCUGACCAAACAGUUCAAAUGGUGUUUACUGAAAUCAAGCAAAGUGUCGUCUUUGAACAAAAAUACACCUCGCAAACGUACUGGGAAAUCUUUCGCUCUGGCCAUGAGCAUAAUCGAAGGAGAAUCUGGUUAGGAAUUGCUGUACAAAUUUUUCAACAACUCACUGGUAUCAAUGUUGCUGUCUACUACGCCGCUGAUAUAUUCCAAUCUGCUGGGGUAUCUGGCACUACUGCUGCAUUAUUUGCCAAUGGCGUGGACGGCAUGGUCAAUGUUAUUGCCACCAUUCCCACCAUCUUCUUUAUUGAUAAAUGGGGUCGACGCCCAACUUUAAUAUCUGGGGCAAUUUCCUGUUCGGCUUGUAUGCUCAUCUUGGCCAUCGUAUUAGCUACACACGGUUUAACUGACGGAACUACAAAUGACAUACCAAUACAAGAAGGCACCGGUUCCCUCUCUUUAUUAUUCACCAGAAACUCAACUGUAGUGGUCAUGGUGUUCUUAUACCUUUUCGUCGCCUGUUAUGCCUACAGUUGGGGGCCCGUUGGAUGGAUUUAUCCCGCCGAACUUUAUCCGCAACGAUUACGUGCCAAAGCUCUUGGUAUAACCACCGCUGCAAAUUGGCUAUUUAACUUCGCCAUCAGUCAACUGGCACCACCAAUGCUUAGUGGCAUUCAUUGGGGAACCUAUCUUGUUUUCUCCAUCUUUUGCGGCCUGAUGGCGUUGAUGGUGUACCUCGAGUUCCCUGAAACAAAAGGAAAGUCACUGGAAGAGAUCGAUUUGAUAUUCAGCGGUCAGCUGAAAGAUGAUGACCUAGGAGUGCACCAUCCUGCCACCGCCGCGGCAGCCCUCGCUCAGCUUGAACGUAUGAAGUUUAGCGAAAAAUAUUCAAACAGAGAAACGUCCUUUGGAAAUGCCAUCGAAGGAGCUCUCAAAAGAGUUGCUGAUGAAGGCGCCGUCAAUAACGAAGAGUUGGAACUUACUCCACUCAAAAAUAAUGUACCAUCACCAUCCCCAUCUACUACUUAAAGCUGAGCUGGCAAAAUAUGUGCUCUUCCCUAAUCCUUUUUUUUUUUUCUUCAAUGUAUGUUCAAGGACAUUACGCUGCAAAAAGAGAACCAACCCAACGAUGUAAUAUCCUCCCCCACCCAACCCCCUUUUUUUUUCUGAUAAUCAUGUAAUUUGUGCACUUAAUACGCUUGAUUUGCAUUUUUUUUUUCUUUACCUCACCACAUAAAAACGUUUUUACACUCUCUAUUUCACGGCGGCGUUAAGCUAUUGGCAAAAAAAAAUUUAUUAUAU